This is a messenger RNA of Williopsis jadinii, 2787 nucleotides long. RefSeq names its product mismatch repair protein MSH3 (gene MSH3). The transcript has a single exon. Bases 1 to 2787 code for a protein of 928 amino acids. NCBI's taxonomy places the organism in Eukaryota, Fungi, Ascomycota, Saccharomycetes, Phaffomycetales, Wickerhamomycetaceae. Gene Ontology annotation, biological process: mismatch repair. Gene Ontology annotation, molecular function: mismatched DNA binding; ATP binding; ATP-dependent DNA damage sensor activity. Gene Ontology annotation, cellular component: MutSalpha complex; nucleus. The record is from RefSeq and is a predicted model, not a curated record.
AUGGAUGAAGAUGGUGAUGAGAUAGACGACGAGGAUAAUGAUUCAUUUCCAGUACAACCAGCUACUAAGAGAACGAAGAAAUCAAAGCUGACACCACUCGAUGAACAAGUGAAGGAAUUGAAAUUACAGCAUAUGGACAAAGUGCUCGCUAUCCAGGUUGGUUACAAGUACAAGUUUUUCUGUCAAGAUGCUGUGAGGGUUCACAAGAUCUUGAACAUUAUGCUCGUCCCAGGGAAGUUAAACUUGAUUAAUGAAACGGCAGCUGAUAUGCUAUAUCAUAAACUGGCAUACUGCUCCAUCCCAGAAAACAGACUCCAUAUUCAUCUACAGAGGUUGUUGGAUAAAGGGUUAAAAGUUGGCAUUGUUGAUCAGGCAGAGGCAAGUGCAGUGAAGACCUUGGAUGACUCAAGACCAGCUUCAUCAUUGUUCAAGCGGAAAUUGUCGAAAGUUUUCACAAAGGCAACAUAUAUCGAAUACGAUGAAAAGAACUCGGGAGUGAAAGAUGACCGUGCAGUGGAUUCUCUAAUGUCCAUUAUAGAGCAUAACUCAUCUGAUGGUAAACUACACAUAACAAUUGUCACUGUACAACCUUUAACUGGCGAGAUUAUUUACGAUGAAUUUGAAGCAGACUUUCUCAGAAAUGAACUCAACACCAGGUUACAUCAUUUGGAGCCAAUAGAGAUACUGUAUUUUGAGGAUUCAUUAUCUGAAUUGACAAUUCAGACACUGGAUGCUUUUGUUCGUCAGAACUCAUCGACAAAUAUCAGAAAAACAACAUUCCCAUUACUGAAGAAAACGUACUACGAUGUUUACAUGAACAACUAUGUAUCACAGUGGCCUCAACUGUUUGAUUUCAUGUCGUCAAAGUCGCCACAGUUCCAAAUUGCAACUGCAUUACUACUUGAUUAUUUGAGAGAGUUUGACCUUGAUGCUGCUUUCCACAUUGAAGAGAACUAUAAGAACUUUCAAGAUCAUACGCACAUGAAAUUGAAUGCCUUAACACUACAGAAUUUGGAAUUAUUCCAAAACUCAACAAAUGGAGAAGAGUAUGGGAGUCUUUUAUGGUUGAUGAACCAUACUCGUACCAAGUUCGGGUUUCGUCUUUUGAGAAAAUGGAUCUCCCAACCGUUAGUUCAGAGGGAACAGAUAGAACAAAGACUAGAUGCCAUUGGAAAUAUCCACGAUUCCUAUAAUCACUUUUUGGAAAGUUUUGCUUCCCUGUUGAAGAAUUGUCCUGAUUUAGAAAAGAUCCUGAACCGCAUACACUACGGCAAAGUUGGACAUAAGGAACUCUACGUUUUCUUGAACAAACUCAACGAAUUCAACAAUUUGAUAACCAAGUUUGGAAGGUUUGAUAUUUUGACAGGUUUACACUCCCCGUUGUUAAAAACAUUGUUCAGCAACAUGAUCCAACUAUGCUUGGACUUGGAAAUAAACCAAGUUCUGAACAUGAUACACUCACCAAGUGCGCUAUCAGAGGAUCCUGAUGAGCGUAUAUUGACAUAUUUUGUUUUGGAAAAUUUAACAAUAAACCAUGAUUCAGUGCUUCAAGAGCAGGCUGAAAUCAAGAACAUUGAGAAAUCUUUUGAACAAGAGUUGAAGGACUGCAGCACAAUUCUCAAGAAGCCUCACCUUCAAUACGUGACCAAGUCAAAAGAGCCAUAUCUAAUUGAGGUUCACAAUGCAAAUCUCAAGAAAGUACCAAAAGAGUGGAUCAAAAUUUCAUCCACCAAGCUGGUAUCAAGAUUCAGAACACCAACCACAAACAAGCUUUACAAAGAACAGCUUUACCACAGAGAGCUCUAUAAGCAGGCAUGCUGCGAUGUUUUUGACGAAUUCACCUCUGAAGUUGACAGACACUAUACCCAGCUUUCCAAAUUUAUACGCUGCCUUUCUGAGUAUGACUGCAUACUCUCUCUUGCAGCAACAUCAUCCGUAACCGGGUUCACCAAGCCAGUGUUUGUCGAUGAAAGAAUCGUCCGUAUUCAUCAGGGACGGAACCCCAUCGUGGAACAUUUCUCUAAUUUUGUUUCUAAUUCUACAAACCUGUCCCCUCAAUGUCAAUGCUCUAUAGUAACAGGGCCAAACAUGGGUGGUAAAUCGUCUUAUGUCAAACAGAUUGCAUUGAUCAUUAUAAUGGCACAGAUUGGAUGCUAUGUCCCUGCAGAAUCUUCCACGUUAGGCAUUUUCAGCACCAUACUAACAAGAAUGGGUGCCCAAGACGAUUUACUGAAGGGAGAGAGUACCUUUUUCACUGAGAUGUCUCAAAUGAUGAGUAUCCUGAAUGAAAUGUCCGUGAAAGGCAACAAGCUGGUGAUACUUGACGAACUGGGUCGUGGAACAGGAACGGCAGAUGGUAUUGCUUUAGCAGAAGCUAUACUGGAGUACAUCCUCCAAGAGGAGAAUGAUACGUUGACACUCUUCAUUACACAUUUCCCCAGCAUUUGUAAAUUGAGUGAAAAGUACUCAGGCGUUCAGAAUUUUCACAUGGGCUAUAUCGAAGAAAGAUCGAAAGAAGGCGACUGGCCAAAGGUUACCUUUUUGUAUAAUUUAGUGGAAGGUAUGGCCAAGAAUUCGUAUGGACUUAAUGUUGCAAAGCUUGCUGGUGUUGACGAUGUAUUAAUUCAAAGGGCUUUCGAGAUAAGUGAGACUCGUCGGGUCCAAGUCGAGCAACAUCAAUCAUUCAAGGAAACGCUAGCAGUAAGAGAUGAAUUUCAAAGAGUAACACAAGGAGAGGGUGAGUUGAAGAGUGUCAUGAGACUCAAGAAGUACAUCGACGAGUGUUGA